Naegleria lovaniensis is the source of this 1026-nucleotide messenger RNA. RefSeq lists its product as uncharacterized. Lineage: Eukaryota; Heterolobosea; Eutetramitea; Acrasida; Naegleriidae. Bases 1 to 1026 code for a protein of 341 amino acids. The transcript has 9 exons. The record is from RefSeq and is a predicted model, not a curated record.
AUGGUUUUUACACUUGUGUAUGGCCUCGGAGAGAAUAUGGCCCAUCAAUUGUCCAAUGACAAUGAUGAGAGAAUAUCUACUCCGAAAGAAGUUCUUCGUUUGAAAGACAAGAAAGUUACCAAUGUUGGAUGUGGUGAUAAAUUCACAGUAUUAUGUACAGAUGAUCAUCUUCUUUACACAAUCGGAGACAAUGAUUAUGGCCAAUUGAGCUUGGGUCAUUUCCGUACUUGUAAUUCUUGGACAAGUGUUAAUUUAAGUAUUCAAAUUGAAUCUCUUGUUUGUGGAGAUUAUCACUCCAUGCUCUUAUCUGAUAAAGGGGAAGUUUAUGCAUGUGGACGUUCUGAUAAGUAUCAAAUUGGGUUUUCCUCAACAGACUCUGUUGCAGAAUUUAAACGAGUGCCUAUUAAGGAAAAAGUGAAACUCAUUUCCAGUGGAGCUAGUCAUUCAAUUUUUGUAACUGUAGAUAAUGAAAUUAUUGCAUGUGGAGAUAACACAUAUUCUCAAAUUUCUUCGAAAAAGAAGGAAGUGGUUAAGAAGCCUGAAAAGAUAAAAAUUGAUGAAUUGAAAGGAAAGAAAAUUAAAUCAGUUUCAUCAGGAUAUCAACAUACCAUCUAUUUAACUGAAGAGGGAAACAUUUUUUGUUUGGGAAACAAUACCUUUGGACAGUUAAACAUUUCUCUCGUGAGUAUUAAUAAGGCAGGACAAGGACAAAUGAUUGAGAGCGUUUCAUGUGGAAGUUUUCAUUCUGUAGUAGUGACAGAUAAGGGAGAGCAUGGGCUGCUGGAAAGAAUCGAAAUGAUUGACACUGUCAAGUGUGGAAAUCAUCACACGGUCUUGCGAUCGACAGAGCAAAGAAUUUACUGUGCAGGUAAAAACAGUGGAGGUCAAUUAGGAUUAGGUCAUCUCGACAAGACAUUCCGUGUGAAUGAAACAAAGUUUUCAUAUCCUGUUUCAAAGAUUGGUGCUGGUGGAUAUCAUUCUGUGUUUCUAUGCGAAGUUGCCGAUGACAUGAUUGAUAAUAAUUAA